GUUAGACAGAGAUUGAUAGAUAGAUAGAUAUCUCUUGUUCUAAUUCUCAUGCUUCAAACUAAGCAUUAUUUUCAUGACAUGGAAACCAUUGCAACGAAAUCAGUAACCAAAGGAAGAAGCAAUAAUAAACUUUCCAAGACAAUCCAGAAGGUCACUAGUCUCAAUUUUGCUUCAAACAAUGCCCUUUUCUUCCUCACUACUCAUGAAACCAAAGCACAUCAUCAUCAAGCUAAGAACAAAAAUGAAGAAUCCAAAGCAAGAACAAGAAGAAGAGCGGUUAUGGAGGCUCUUAUUGCAAGGCUCUUUGCUGGUGUCACCACCAUUAAAGCUUCCUAUGCAGAGCUGCAAAUGGCUCAGCAACCUUACAACAAUGAAGCAAUUCAGAAAGCUGAUCAAGCUGUUGUUGAUGAACUCAUUUCCAUCUCUGAGUUGAAGAAAAGGUUCUUGAAGAAAGAACUUAACAUUUCAUCACCGCAAGUGAAUCUCAUGCUUGCAGAGGUUCAAGAACAACAAAGCCUAAUGAAGACCUUUGGAAUCACCAUUCAAAAGCUCCAAUCUUUGGUUGAUACCAAAGAUUCUGAAAUCUCAUCACUGAAGAAACAGCUUCAUGAGUGCACUGCAUUCAACAAAUCACUUGAGAAGAAGCUACACUCAACAGUGUUCCUUCUUUGGAAACCUUAACCAUAGGAAGCUACUCAAACUCAACAAUGGUGGUGUCCCAGAUUCAGCUUUCUUCGUUGCUUUUGCGGAGAUGGCAAAGCGUGUGUGGUGUUUGCACUGUUUGGCACUUUCUUUAGAUGAAGAUAUCAGAAUUUUUCAGGUGAAGAAGAACACUAGAUUCUCUGAGGCCUACAUGGAAUGUGAAGCAGAACAAGUAGUUUCAACCUCCUCAGAGGAAGUUACUGAUUCCGAUUCCGGCGAGCUUCGGGUGGGUUUCACGGUGGUUCCAGGUUUUAUGAUUGGAAAAAGUGUUAUACAGAGCCAGGUUUACCUUUCUCCAGUGAGUUAGAAUGCAUAUAUUUGGUCUCAAAAGUCAAAUUUCGUUUCUUUUUCUUUUACUUUCUUAAAUUUGUUCAUGGUAUGGUGCCAUUACUUUGUAGCUUAAA
Molecule: messenger RNA, 1106 nt
Organism: Arachis stenosperma
Lineage: Eukaryota; Viridiplantae; Streptophyta; Magnoliopsida; Fabales; Fabaceae
Product: protein GRAVITROPIC IN THE LIGHT 1-like
Exons: 1
Coding region: 608-1009 (133 amino acids)
Biological process (GO): response to red or far red light; negative gravitropism
Source: RefSeq, a predicted model, not a curated record